This is a messenger RNA of Coffea eugenioides, 2687 nucleotides long. RefSeq names its product G-type lectin S-receptor-like serine/threonine-protein kinase SD2-5. The coding region runs from base 1 to 2526 and encodes 841 amino acids. Lineage: Eukaryota; Viridiplantae; Streptophyta; Magnoliopsida; Gentianales; Rubiaceae. Gene Ontology annotation, biological process: protein phosphorylation. The transcript has a single exon. The record is from RefSeq and is a predicted model, not a curated record. Gene Ontology annotation, molecular function: protein serine/threonine kinase activity; ATP binding.
AUGGCUAGAUGGUCUUUCAAAGAAGCUUUGCGAUUAGUUUUUCUUGUGAUCGUAGUCCUCCAAAUAAACUUCCUUUCAACAGAGGUGGUAGCUCAAGAAACAGCAAAAAUCUCCACUUCAUGGAGAAACAAUAACCAUUCUGUAGCCAAUGUUACCAGAGCCUUACUUUAUCCUUACUAUACUUUCAAUGAUUCAUCAGGGCCUUUUAUGCAAAUUAUUUUGUUAAAAGAGAUAAGGCCCCGGGUUGGUUAUGCUUGUGGUUUUGUCUCAAAUGGAACAGACGAUUCUUUUGUUUUCUCCAUCGGAAUCGUGCACUAUCGUACAGAUUUCGUUGGGGUUCAUUAUUGGUCUGAUCUUGAUGUAGUUUGGUUUGCAAACAGAAACAAACCUAUCCGUGAGAAUGGAACUCUACAGUUCCUCCCAGAUGGAAAUUUGAUCUUGAAAGAUGCAGAUGGAACUCUUGUAUGGUCUACCAGUACAUCUAAUAAGGGUGUUGUGGGCAUGAAGGUGAUGGAAACCGGUAAUCUGGUGCUUCAUGAUGGGAACAAUCAAACUGUUUGGCAGUCUUUUGAUCAUCCAACAGAUACACUUCUUCCAGGGCAGAAACUGGUGGAUGGUCAAACUCUUGUGGCUAGAUUAUCUGAAACUAGUUGGAACGAGGGCAAUUACUAUCUUUUGGUAAACCAUCAAGGUCUAUUUGCAUUUUACAAGUCUAACUCCCCGCAGAUGUACUUCAAUUUUUUUAUUCGUGGAGAAAGGGAAAGCAUUGAAACAAGCUAUGUUAAAGCAGUAAAUGGUACGCUUGCUCUAUACAUAUCUUCAGCUGAGCCAAAUGAACCAGACGCAGUGUUUUCAAAACCAUCCAGCAUGAAAUAUAUCAGAUAUGAUUAUGAUGGCCAUUUCAGAGUUUAUAAUGAGGAAAAUGGACCUGUUGAUCUCUUGGCAGAUUUUCUGAGCGAAUGUGAUUAUCCAACCGUUUGUGGCAGUUUGGCUCUAUGCUCGGGGGGGCAGUGCUCUUGUCCGUCAGGCUUUGAAAGAAGUGACAACCAAAACAACAGUGGCUGUGUGGAGAUAAAUCCCACAAAAUGUGAUGGUCCCCGUUCUCAUGGACUACUACAUCUUACAGAUGUAUAUUACUUCAAUUAUGUUGAUUUUGAUGCUGCAGUCUUGAAAGCGACAGAUAUUGAGAGCUGCAGGUGGUUAUGCUUGAGAAACUGCUCAUGCAAAGCAGUUCUCUUUCAGCAUUUUUUCAGUAACUUUUCGAGGGGAAACUGCUUCUUACCCUCCCCUGUUCUUUCACUAAUAAGUGAUGGAAAGCAAAGAAAUGAUUUUGAAUCAUCAGCAUUCAUCAAAAUUUCCAAUGACAUGUCAAAUACAUCGGGAUCUUCUGCAUCGUCCAAACGAAAAGGAAUUAUAGCUGGAUUGACUGCAGGAAUUUUCUGUUUGUCAGUAGUAAUCCUUGGCAUCUGCAUUGUGCGUAGGAAGAAGCAAAGUACUGAGGAAGACGUUGAGACUUACUGGGAACAGCUAUCUGGAAUGCCCGUGAGAUUUUCUUUUCAGGAGCUACAGGAUGCAACUGGAAAUUUCUCAAAAUUGCUGGGAGAAGGAGGAUUCGGCUCAGUUUUUGAAGGAGUUUUGAAAAAUGAAGAGAAAAUUGCCGUGAAGCAACUCAACAGUUUAGGGCAAGGGAAGAAGGAGUUCCUGGCUGAGGUCCAGACAAUUGGAAGCAUCCAUCAUAUCAAUCUUGUGAGACUGAUUGGAUUUUGUGUUGAAAACCAUCAUAGACUUUUAGUCUAUGAAUUUAUGAACAAUGGAUCACUUGACAAAUGGAUUUUUAGCAAGGAUUCUGUUCAACCUACUCUUGUCUGGCUGACAAGAAGGAAUAUCAUCCAUGAUAUAGCAAAAGGUCUGGCUUACCUUCAUGAAGAAUGCAGACAAAAAAUAGUCCAUCUAGAUAUCAAACCUCAGAACAUCCUGUUAGAUGAAAAUUUAUGUGCAAAGGUUUCUGAUUUUGGCUUGUCCAAGUCCAUUGAUAAGGAUCAGAAUCAAAUUGUGACUACAUUGAGGGGAACUCCAGGUUAUCUGGCACCAGAAUGGUUGAGCUCAUUUAUCACAGAAAAGGCAGAUGUCUAUAGUUUUGGAGUUGUUGUAAUGGAGAUCAUAUGUUUAAGGAAGAAUUUUGAUAUGUCAGAAUCUGAGGAUCGUGUACAUUUGCUUGAUCUGUUUAGGAGAAAGGACGAGGAAGAUAGGCUGAUUGAUAUGAUUGAAAGUAACGAUGAAGAUACUCGACUAAAUAUUUCAGACAUGAUUAGAACAAUGAAGCUUGCACUAUGGUGUUUACGAAGUGAUUUUACCCAGAGGCCAUCUAUGUCUGCUGUAGUUAAGGUCAUGGAGGGUACACUGGACCCCGAAAUUAACUUGGAACAUCAAACCUUGGACUUUAAUCCACUUGCAGCCAUCAGAAGAAAGUCUGAAUUUGAAACAACAGUAUCAGUUCCACCAUCAGUACUAUCAGGACCAAGGUGAACAAAAAAUGUUGCUUCAUCUGUUGCUUUACUUGGUUGCCUUUCUUUUCAUGUUAGUUCGUAAACGUCUAUUUCUUUGUUCUCCUUACCAUGUCGUUGACGAUUUAUAUUAUGUUAAUUGAGGUAAAGUACAACUUGUGAGAGUAAUGUAAAGUAUGUACA